CCGACAUUUCGAACCAUCCGGGCAUUUUACCGCUUUCCGGGGAGGUAGCCAUUUUUGAAGUAAGAUUGUGCAGAUUUAGAUAGACUAAUUUUCUGAUUUAAAUAAAUUGUUUGAACUUUACAAAAGAUUUCCACACGCUUUAUGGAUGCUUUAGUUGUACUGUUAUAUUUUUCAGGUCAUAACUAGAAUGGAGAUGCGCCGUCCGUUCGAUCCAUUGGCUCACGAGUUGGAUCCCAAUUUCCGACUCACGAAGUUUGCUGACCUAAAGGGAUGAGGGUGUAAAGUCCCUCAGGAGGUUUUGCUCAAGCUUCUUGAGGGACUAACACAGGACAGCAAUGCCCAGGACGCGGAGCAGGCGCAUUUCCAAUAUACUACGCCAUGUCCGCGAAUCGGUAAGCUAUUUGAUUUGGAAUUGUUAUUUAGCACUAGCACUGGCUCAGUCCGGUUUCCUAGAAAAUUCCCACAUUCAAUUUCCUAAAUAAUUUUUAUGCAACUGAGGAUAGUGUGCAAUCCCCUUGAGUUUAAUAAUUAUGUUUUAGUUGAUUUUUUUAAAAAUAUAUAUUUUUAUUCCGUAUUUUCUAAGAAAAAUAUAUGUCAAAUUAAUAUUUUUGCUUAGGGAUACGUCAAUCCUUUCUGGCUGGGGAAAUUAAAUAUGGCGUCUUAACCAAUUCUUAUUUUUUAAAAAUUCCCACGUUGAGUCAAUGGCCGCUCCCACCCCCUUAUACCGUCACUCCCUAAAUACAGAAACACAAAUAACAGUUUUUAAGAGAAAUUGUGAUUGACCAGCACUAGGCGUAAUUUUAAAAAAAAAUUCUGUUUAAUUUUAAAGCACAAUUUUCAGUUCCCAAUUCAAUUGUUCAUGAAUAUUAAUUAUUAUAAGUGUACUAGUCUAGAUUUAAAGUCUGGUUUUAAUAUUUUAAAAAACCCUCUUGAGAGAGGGAGGGUUUGUUUGCCCUGUGGGUGCCAAGAAGACUGAGCUCUUUCCACAAGUCCUGCACUGACUUCCAAAAGUCCUGCACUGACUUUGCAAAAAUAGUUAUAAAUAUUAAACCCAUUGCCCAUUGCUUUACAAAUAAAAAACAAAACAAAAAACAACUAUAUUAUUUUUCUAGGCUUCUAGGGCUAGGGAAUUGAACUAAUGUUAAUAUCUUAAUGAAUCAAACAAAACAAUUAUACAAAUGAGAUAUCCUGAUUUUGAUAAGUAAUAAUAUGACAUUAUUAUUUUUUUACACUCAGAAUAACAGUCUUACUUUCAGAAUUUCGUUGAAUUUUCUGUUGAAGCUUAAAAAUAAAUCAACAAACGUAUGUAAAAUAGUACUAUAGACAUAGUACCCUAGGUUUGGGUACCGCACUACAUAAGACUACUAAUGUGGUCAGGUUAUGAAAAUGUAAAUAUGCGAAACGAAGUACAGGAAAACCUUAAAAAAAGAACAAAACAAACUUGUUGGCAAGAAACCUUCAUCAGCAAACAACAGUAAAAAUAUAAUUGAAUAAAAAUAACACUUAUGCAGUAUUCAUCUUACCGCCCUCUCGGAUACUACAUUUCAGCUAAAAGCUAAGUGUUUUUAUUUAUUUAAUUCUGUUUAUACUGUUUUUGUUCCCUGAUGAAGUCUUCUUGCCGAAACAUUUGCCACUAACAACAAAAUAAAUAAGAUUCAAUAUAAAAAACACAUACAAUUUUCAAGGUGGAGGUGGUACAUUUGCCUUUUGGCAUAUUUCAAGGACACACAUUUUUAAGCAUUAACAGGGGUCACAAGGUGCAAAGAAAAUUGCUAUGAAAUGAGAGAUCAUCCUAAAUAUCAAUGGAUUGGAAGCCGCCAUUAAAAUGGCGAGAUCAAGAAAUACCACAAGCAAUUGGAUCAGCUGGUACGAAGACCAGCCAGCCAAUUUCGAGGCUUGUAUUAUUGGGCCCUUUGUAUCUUUUGCCAAGCACCCUGUGCCAAUAGAUCUGCUCUAGCUAUCUCAAGAAGGUGAAGUACUUUUCACUUUGGGGAGUCCAGUAUUUCCCAGCAUCACCUACAAAUUAUUUGAAAAAGCAUGCCCUAUGGCUACUUAUUUUUCUACUAAGUCUCACAACCCCAUCCAAAAAGUAGGCCUAACAAUGCAUUAUAAAAUUUGAAAAUAAUGGACUUAUAAUUUAGAGAUUGAAUUGCAAAGAGACCCAUUUAUUUAAUAAACUUGUGACAUAGGCAUAAAGUAAAAGUAAAAUGUUAUGAAGAUAUUUAAAAAAAAAUAAUUAUUUAUAUCAUCAUAUUAAAGCUAAUGUUGCACCUGUUCUUAAAUCACCUUAAGUUUUCUAGCACCCCCAGAAAGAUCUUCUUGCACAAUCUGGGGUGCUCGCAUCCCAAGUUGGGAAACCUUUUUAGUCGUUGUUAACCAUUUGUUUUAAUACCGGUAGUACAAUUAAAGACUAGUCUAAAUAAUUUAAAAAAAUGAUUAGUUUAACAAAAGAUCAAGUGCAUCUGAUAUCAGCGAUAUCCAUAUGUAAAUUUAAAAAGCUAAAAAUAUAUAAUUUACUCCAAUUAGCAUCAUGAUAUUUUGUUUCAAAUUAACGCCACUCACAUGUAACCACAAAUGUUUAUUUUUGGACACCCAUGGCAGGUGAUAGCUCUAAUGGUGUUAAAACAAUUUUAAAUGUGCUAGUCUUGAAUUUUUUUAUAAUAAAUACAUUUUCCUUUAAUGAUUUAAUGAAUUAGACUAUUAUGUUUAUAUCAUAAUACAUAUCAAGGCCCAUAUUAAUAUAGUAGGGCUCUACUAAGUUUAUAAUUAACCAUGAUGUUGCCCUAUGUGCAGUAUUGGGGCUAUGGCAUUUGUUUGUAGCUAUUACACUAUGACUAUGGGCCUUCAAAAGAAAAUCCUAGCCCUAAGUCUUGGGUAUGAGCAAUCUAAAGGUCAGCAUUAUAUUAUUAUAGCCGACUGCCUAAGCACUAAAAAGUGUCCAACCAAAUGGGAAGGAGGGCAAUGACAUUUAUGCUAUUUUUCUAGAUAGGCCUAUAAUUAUAGAUCAAAAUCAAAGGCCGUAGGGAAAAUAGUAAUAAAAAUGAAUACAUUUGAAGGGCCAUAAUUCAAAUGACCAAGCAGUGAGAACAGCAUUCAUUUUAGUGUGGAGGGUGACAAAUUUGUUAUUUUGGAAAGUGGGGGUUGAAAAUUGUUGACAUAAUUUAUGAAUAAUGCAUGCCAACACUAGGGCUUCUUAAAUCGAUUCAGUUUCUGUAUGCCUAUUUUUUAAAUUUUUUGUUAGAUCCUUUAGUUUAGGAUUGUAACUAUAGUAUUUUCAAUGACUAUAGGCCUAAACUUAAUUUUACUUUGCAAGGUUUUAAAUUAUAGACUAAAGAUUGUUUUUUAAAUUUAGGGAAGAAAUACUAAUAAAUAAAAACAUUUAUGAAUAUUCAGCUAUCCAAUUUAAAGAAAGAGGGGCAUUGUUAAGCAUAAUUAUUUAAUAAUUAAAAAGCCCCAAACGUCUGUCAUGAGGUAAUAUCUCAAAUAGAGACCGACAGAAAGUGAUUUUCUGAUUUCGGCCGAAGCCGAAAAUAGGCCGAAAGUUUAAAAUGACUUUCGGCCGAAACCGAAAAAAGGCCGAAGGUUUAAAAAUGACUUUCGGCCGAAACCGAAAAAAGGCCGAAUAUUAAAAAUGAAUUUCGGCCGAAACCGAAGCCGAAGCCGAAAAUGUAAUAUUAAGUUAUUUUGAAAUUCGAUCUCGCAUACAUCUGCAUACAUCGAAAAUGAUGAGGGAAAGUAUAAAUAUUUACAUUCUUUUUAUAAAAAAUGAGAUAAUCGUGAAUAUUAAUAAAUAAACAUCUAAAAUAGGGGUCUCAAACUCGCGGCCCGCAAGCCAUUUGUGACCCGCAAGACGAUAUUUUUCGGCCCGCUACAUGACGGAAAAGUUUAGUGUAAAUGUGCCGGCCCGUUUCCCUCAUUCUCAUAUCUAUAACGUGAUUCUCCGCGACGGUUUCAGUCGAAUCACACCGACUGUCUAAUUCUGAUUAUUUUUUAUAUAUUUUUGUAUGCAACAGUGAGUAGGCGGAUGAAAGUGAAUCCUAGUUCUUGAGAACCCUUAAUGAUUUUAUUGUUAUUUAUAAAGGUUGAGCAGAUUGUAACAGUUGUAAUCGCUUUUUUUUUGGAUUACUUGAUGCGGCCCACUCUCAUUCAGACACUACCUCCUGCGCCCCCCCCCCCUGAUGAUUUUAGUUUGAGACCCUUGAUCUAGUCUAAUGAAUUUUAAUAUAAAUGUAAUUUAAAUUGCUUUACAAUUUUUUUUUAAAAUUAGUAUGGUAAGAGAAAAUUUGGCUAAAAUUGGGGGGGGGGGAAUUAAUGCAAAUAUUAUUUUUUUAAACUGGGUCUCUAAAAAUUGUGGUUCUAAAAGAUCGCUUAAUUUGUUUUUAAAGAUCGUUUUGUUGGUUGUUAUUGAUUGGUUAGUUUGUUCUUAAAGAUCGGUGAGUUUGUUCAUAAAGAUCGCAUAGUUUAUUCUAAAAUAUUGCUUAGUUUAAUCUUAAAGAUCGCUUAGUUUGUUGUUAAAGAUCGCUUAAUUUGUUGUUAAAGAUCGUUUAGUUUGUUCUUAAAGAUCGCUUAGUUUGUUGUUAAAGAUCGUUUAGCUUGUUGUUAAAGAUCGUUUAGCUUGUUGUUAAAGAUCGUUUAGUUUGUUCUUAAAGAUCGUUUAGUUUGUUGUUAAAGAUCGUUUAGUUUGUUCGUAAAGAUCUCUUAGUUUGUUGUUAAAGAUCGUCCAGUUUUUGUUAAUGAUUGCUUUAUUUGUUCUUAAAGAUCGUUUAGUUUGUUCAUAAAGAUCGCUUAGUUUGUUGUUAAAGAUCGCUUAGAUUUUGUUAAAGAUCGCUUAGUUUUUUCAUAAAUAUCGCUUAGUUGUUCUCAGAUAAUUGUUUUUGUUCCAUAAGAUCAAUAAUUUUUUGUUCUUUAAGAUCUUUUAGUUUGUUCCUAAAGAAAAUUUAAUUUUCUGUUAGAGAUCGCUUAGUUUAUUCUUAUAAAUCAUUUAGUUUACUAUUAAAUAUCUGUUUUUUUCUUAAAGAUCAUUUAUUUCGGUCUUAAAAAUCGUUUAGUUUUUUCUUUAAGAUCGUUUAGUUUGUUAUUAAAGAUCGCUUAGAUUGUUCUUAAAGAUCGCUUAGUUUGUUUUAAAGAUCGUUUAGUUUGCUCUUAAAUGUCCCUUAGUUUGUUGUUAAAUAUCGUUUAGUUUGUUCUCAACGAUCGCUUAAUUUGUUCUUAAAUGACGCUUAAUUUAUUGUUUUAAAGAUCGUUUAGUUUGCUCUUAAAUGUCCCUUAGUUUGUUGUUAAAUAUCGUUUAGUUUGUUCUCAACGAUCGCUUAAUUUGUUCUUAAAUGACGCUUAAUUUGUUGUUAAAUAUCGCUUUCGCUGAGUAUUAAAUGACCAAAAACUAGAGUUACUUUCGGCCGGUGGCCGAAAGUCUAAGUCAAUUUCGGCCGAAACCGAAGAAAAACUGAAAGUUAACUUUUCUCUUUCAGCCGAAACCGAAAUAAAGCCGAAAGUUAACUUUUCAGUUUCGGCCGAAACCGAAAUAAAGCCGAAAGUUAACUUUUCAGUUUCGGCCGAAACCGAAACUUGGCCGAAAGUGAUAAAUGGCCACUUUCGGCGCCGAAACCGAAGCCGAAGCCGAAAUUUGGUCGGUCUCUAAUCUCAAAGAUUAAACAUAUUGUUUUUUGGUCUUAGUAUUUUGAAACUAUGCGAGUUUCUAUUGAUUUUGGGCCUAGUUGACACAUCAUUAAGUUAACCAUAUGUCCUGUGUUGACUGUAAUAGUCCUGGUUUUGCAUCCUUGUCUCGGCGAGUUUGAAAUUUGUCUAGGUUUCUUUCUUAGUUUGGUAAAAAUUAAUGUGUCCUUUUUAUCUUAGAUAAUAUUGUACAUUUUGUUUAUAUUGCAUGUUUUUUAUAAAAACUUGGUUGGUAAUUAAUUUUAUAUUUAAUACAAAUAAGUUGUUAUGUAGACUGUCAAGUUUUAAGCUUGUAAUAGGAAACAUGCUUUUAUAUAUUUAAGCCUAAGAUUUUAUAAUUUUGAGAAUUUAGAUGAUGCCUAUAAAUUUUUUAAUUGAUUUUUGUGAAUAUUUUAUUUCAGGGAUUGGCAUGGAUUCGUCCAUCACUCCUCUUCGGCAUGGUGGACUCUCAUUGGUUCAAACUACAGAUUACUUCUAUCCCCUAGUUGAUGAUCCUUAUAUGAUGGUCUGAUAUCUGAUAUUUAUUAAAAUAGAGUGAAAUUGGAUUUACUUUAUCAAAGGAACACGUUUAAUUUUUUAAAAACUUUUUUUUAAAAAGUAGAUGAAAGUUUAAAUAAUGCAUUCUUUUCUCUUUUUUUUUUUUUAAUUAUUCAACAGCAAAGGGCACACAUUUUCAUAAUGGCCAGCUAAAUUUUUUAUAAAUUUACUUUUAUUUUUUUUCCAUAAUAAGGUUAUAUUAUAUUUAUAUGCUAUUUAAUAUUUGUAAAUCUAUUUCUCUUUGUUACUUUUAUUAGGGUAAGAUCACUUGUGCUAAUGUUCUUAGUGAUCUGUAUGCUAUGGGUGUAACGGAUUGUGACAAUAUGCUCAUGCUUCUGAGCUGCAGCAACAAGAUGACUGACAAAGAACGUGAUGUCAUCAUACCAAUAAUCAUGCGAGGCUUUAAGGUAAAGAAACUCAGACAAAAUCAAAGAGAUAUUAUUAUGGAAAAGUCUUGUUAAUAUAUUAUUUCAAUGUUUUCGAGAUGUUGUUCUUAAAUGUCAUGUCAUUUUUCAUUGUAACUGUACAUUAACUAACUGUAUAAUUGCCACUGUUUUUGCCCAUAAUGAAAUCUGAGCUAAUUAUUAGUUUCACAUUAAACAAAAAUAUAAUAUUAUGAAGAUUGCUUUAUGCUUUAAAUUAUCUCAAGCCACAAAGUUAGUUAUUUUAUACUCUUUUAUAAACCGUACCGUUCAUAAGCCAAGUUCCUUAAUUUUGGCCAGGAAAAGUCUGAAAAGUGUGCUCAUAAGCCAACAUUAUGAAAUACUAUUUAGAAGUACCCAACUGCCAUACAUUUGAACCAGGUUUUAUUUCUAUUGAAGCCGCUUGCCUGACCCAAAAUAUCAGGGUAUUUAUUGUUUCAGUUGCGCAGACCUGUUCACUCUUACGAUUUUGACGUACAAUGUACGAUUUUAAGGUGUAUACAUGAUAUAUACUGUAUGUUUUUUUUUUUACUAUCAAGCUAAUGAAUUGAACGAUUGUGUGAUGAUGUUGUAAAAUUUUAAGAGUUUGAGGGUAAACAAGUCUGGUUGCGUGUAUUUCAUUAUUCAAAGUACUGAACAUGGUGUAUACUCAUCUAAAUAUUCUAAAGCAUCCUUUUUUUUUUUGGUGCAAAUAUUUCAGGGGAAUAUGUCGGGCUGCUGGCCUGUGAGCAGGUCUAGGAAGAUUUUUAUAAUCUGCUCUGGGUACAUUGAGCCAAUUGAUCCAAUUAUAGAAAACAAUGUCGAAAAAGUAAUUAACUGAAAUCCGCUUACAGCUAUGUACAAAAUUGAGAACAAGUUUUUCUUUAUUUUGCGACCAUAUAUUUAUUUCCAAGCGGCAAUGGGCUAUAAAUUAAAAUGUUCAUUAUAGUUAGAAAUGAGAAACAAGUAAGUUCUUUUAUUACAUAUUUAUUUUUAAAAGUCUGGAUUUUAAAAAAUAAUUUCUUUUGUACCAUAAGGCUUACACUAGUAUAUGGGUUUGGCUUAUGAGGUGCCCUACUCUUUUCAGGCUUUUCCCAGCCAAAACUGAAGGAUCAGCUUAUGAAUGAAUUGGCUUUGGAGUAAUUGUAUCGGGCAUAAUGUAAAAUGUACAUCACAUCAGCAUCACCAGUGGCACUACAACCAUAAUCUACAUCCCAAAAAUAUUAAUAAAUGAAAUGCAAACAUUUUUUAUAUUGUGGUAGGAAAAAAAAAGAGAGAUUCUAAUUCUGGCAUUGAUAUGCUUAUUUAUAUUUAUAGCGACAUAGGGGUUUAUUUUUAAAUGGGUUAUUAAAUACAGUAAGGCGUUGAUAAUCUAGACUAAUUGUUUUUCAGUCACCGUCCUGAUCUAUAAGAUUAGAUUUUCUGAUCUCAUGCUGAUUUUAAACCCAUAUUAAAUAUUCAGGUUUCUACAUUUGCCUUGUGAACUGUGAGGUUAGUGUCAUGGUAGUGCCCAUAAAAUAUUUUGAUCAUGUUUAAAGAUGGUAAAAUCAUUGCUUUUGAAAUGUUCCUAUUCUCACUCUUGGGAAUUUUUUCUCCUCCUGAUAAGGCAAUUAGGAUUUAAUCAGGAAUUUUGACACUGCAGAUUUUAAAAAUGUAUUAAAUAUUCAGGUUGCUACAUUUGUCAUGUGACCUGUGAAAGGUUACUGUCAUGGCAGUGCCCAAAAAAUAUUUUGGUCAUGUUUAUAGAUGGUAAAAUAUAUGCUUCAUAAAUUUUGUGAUUCUCACUCUUGAGAAUAUUUUCUCCUCCUAAUUGGGCAAUCAGGAUUUUUGACAUUCCAGAUUGUUGAUGUGAGAGUUUAAUGUCAUUUUUUUUUAAAAGCCUAACAUUUCGAUAUUAAAUAACAUUAAGUUAACACAAGAUUCAUUCAUUUAAGGAUGCAGCUGAAGAAGGUGGGACUCAAGUGACAGGAGGUCAAACUGUAGUCAAUCCAUGGAUGACAAUUGGUGGUGUAGCCUCAUCUGUGUGCCAGUCCAACGAGUACAUCAUGUAAGUUAAAGUAUUUUUCUCUAAUGUACCGGUAAAUAUUUAUGAUUAAGAAAUUGUAACCCAUCUAUAAGGCAGAGAGAUUGUGGUAAAGAUCUCUUUGUAAGAGAAGUUGGGAACAUUACCUUGAUGCGUCUUUUGUUGAAAUUCCUAAUGGGAUGUUAAAGAGUGUGUCAAACAUUGAAAACAUUAACUAAUAACUAUUUACAAUGAUUUUCAAUAACUUUUGUACCUUUAGAUUUGGCUCUUUUUGAGUUAAUAUCAUGAUUUGUCACGGAGCCCUUGUGACAAUCCCAUUAAAAACAGUAGGUUAUGUGAAAGGCCAAUUUUGAUAGUAUCAUAUUUUUAUUAAAAUUAAUUAUUUAUUUGAGAGUAAGAUUUUAGUAUUGAAAUUUCUACAAAUGUUAAUCUUAAUUUUGGUACAUAAAUAGUUAUGUACCAUUUUAAAACUGCCUUUACUGUAAUAUAGAUGAAUAUUGAUCUUUUUUUACUUUGACAGGUGUUAGAACUGUUGUAUAUCUGUUAGCAGAUUAAACUCCUUUUUAAUUUAAAGUUAGAUUUCCUAGUAUAAGUUACUAUAAGGCAAAGAGAUUUUGGACAUGAUUUUCACAAAUUUUAUAUUUAUUAAACUAAUAAGAGCCAUUUCAUGUCUCACAACUGUAUUAUCUUAAGUCUUAAAAUCCUCCUAUAAGGCAGAGAGAUUGUGGAAAAGAUCUUUUUGUAAGAGAAGGGGGAUACAUUACAAAAUGGCACACAUGUUUACUCCUUACAGUGGAUAAGGAACUGUUGACAUGAGUUUCAAACAUUUUAUAUUUAUUAAACUAAUAACGUUUUCAUGUCUCACAACAAUCAUAUCUAUACGUCUUAAAAUCCUCCUAUAAGGCAGAGAGAUUGUGGAAAAGAUCUUUUUGUAAGAGAAGGGGGAUACAUUAUAAAAUGGCACACAUGUUUACUCCUUACAGUAGAUAAGGAAAUGUUGACAUGAGUUUCAAACAUUUUAUAUUUAUUAAACUAAUAACGUGUUCAUGUUUUACAACAAUCAUAUCUAUAAGUCCUAAAAUCCUCCUAUAAGGCAGAGAGAUUGUGGAAAAGAUCUUUUUGUAAGAGACGGGGGAUACAUUAUAAAAUGGCACGCAUGUUUACUCCUUACAGUAGAUAAGGAAAUGUUAACAUAGGUUUCAAACAUUUUAUAUUUUUUUAUAUUAGCUUUGAAUUGCCUAUUAUAAUGGCCUAAAAUAAUUUAUGGGUAAUUUUAUGCUAUUAUACUACUUUAUAAUCAAUUUAUUAAUUAUUACAUCAAAAUUAUAAAGCUAAUACUUUGGUUACAGCAGUGUUUCUCAACUGGGUUUGUUUCAGGGGGGGGGGGGGCAAUUUGAAGUUUUAUCUGGGGUUGAGGUUAUGUAAUUGUCAACACAAGAUUGGCCAGGCAAAGCAGUUACCAUGAAAAAUGGCUGUCAUACAUGGGACCUUGAUAGAAUAUUAUUAUUCAUUUUGAGAUUAUAAUUAUUAAUUUAUAGGUAAACAUAUAACAAAUUUAGCCUAUCUGAAAUAGUGCUUGGGAAAGCUGCUGCCUGCCUACUGAUCUACCAGCUAUGUUGCUAGUUAAGGAAUUUCUCAUAUGUAUGUAACUUAUUUCAAACCCUAGACUUGCUGUCAGACACACAUUGAUAUAACUUUGAUAAAAGCUUUCAGCAUACAUAACAGAUUAAUGUAUAAUAAUUAAAUACACUGCAUAAUCUAUUUAAUGUCAAUACAGCGAUUGAAGCUCAUGCUAAUAAUAGCAAAGAAAUUUUUUACCAAUCUUGAGUUUAUGGUAAAAAUAAAGAGUACUGGUACCAAAGGAUAUAUCCCACUCUUGUAAAAACCAAACAGAAACAUCAGAAUAGUUUGAUACAUUAUAGUUGCUACAUUAUUUCAAACUAUUUCAUCGCUUAAUUAGUGCCCAGGAUAAAAGGGGUACUGGGUAUAUUAUUUUGUGUCCGUCAACCCAACGGAAAAAAAAAAGACUGGGGCAUUAGGGGCAAGAGGAAGGUGGAACAAGUACCAGUAUUAUAGCAUCAAUACUUCGGGGACAUUUUUUAAAAUCCCAUUAAAAACAUCCAGUAUUCUUUUAAACCUUGAUUGAAAUCUAACAUUGGGAGCAUUUUUGGCAGGCUAAUUAAUCGUCAAAUACCCAUGAAUCUGCAAAAUUACUGAUUUUCAAUAUUUAGCAUACUUUCAUGUCUCACAACUCUAGUAUUUCAUAUGUCUAAAAAUCCUCCUAUAAGGCAGAGAGAUUGUGGAAAAGAUCUUUUUGUAAGAGAAGGGGGAUAUAUUAAGAUGACACACAUGUUGGCUCUUUACAUUUAUCAGGAACUGUUGACAUGGGGCUCAAACAUUUAAUAUUGACAACAACAAAAGACACUUUCGUCACUGUUUAAAAUUAUUUAAUUUGUAGAACCAAUUCUUCAAAAUUCCAGGCCAGAUAAUGCAGUAGUUGGAGAUGUUCUAGUACUAACAAAACCUCUUGGGACACAAGUUGCAGUGAAUGCUUACCAGUGGUUGGAUCAACCGGAAAGAUGGAACCGUGUUAAGCUUGUUGUUUCUGAAGAUGAUGUUCGCAAGGCCUAUCAGCGUGCUAUGUUUAGCAUGGCCCGUCUCAAUAGAACUGGUGAGAUUCUAAGAUUUAAAUACAAAAUUCAUCAUAAAUUCUUUUUAUUUCGAUAUUGGCUUGAUAAUUGUAUAAUUUAAUAUAUUUUUGCCAUUGUGUGAUAGUUCAAUCAUCAGUCUGUCAUAAAGGGCUAUAAGAUAUAAAAGAUAAUAACUAAAAAUAGUUUUGCCUUUGUUCUAUUAUUUGGAUCACCUUUUCAGACCUGUUUACUCUUAUGAUUUUGGCGUACAAUGUAUGAUUUUGAGAUGUCUUUUACAAUUGUACGCAGAGACUCGUCAAACUACAAUUUUAAGAGACUGGGUUGAAAAUAUUGGUUUAUUGGUGGGUUCUAAAUCUUUAAGUUUAUAAUUAACACUGCUACAUUUUCAUAAUUAAAGUUGAAAGGGGGUGUCUUCACAGAAUUUUUCGUAGGAAUUAUAGUCAAAAUGUUGUCCUGUAUUUUCACAAAACAAAGUGACCGGAGAUUGCAAUAUUAUCACUCAUCUACUUUUUACCUUUGGUUACCUUUUUUGAUGUCAGCUUAUGUUGAUCCCACUAGAUACCCGAUGCGAGUAGUUAAUGUAUAAAUUAUAUGUACUUUAUCUUUAUUUACUAUUAAGAUUCUGUAUUGUACGAUUUUGAGUCAAUAAUGUGCAAUUUUAGGAGUUCGAGGGUAAACAGUUCUGCCUUUUUCUAAUAGCUUUUUAUUUAGUUAGCUAGAGUUAGUUAUAUCCUUUAUGUGUUUUAAUUUUUUUUUCCCCACAUAGCGGCCAGACUAAUGCAUAAGUACAAUGCCCAUGGUGCCACAGAUGUAACUGGUUUUGGUCUUUUAGGCCAUGCCAAUAAUUUAGCUAAAAUUCAAAAAAAUGAAGUGGGCUUUGUAAUCCACAAUUUGCCAGUUAUUGCUAAAAUGGCAGCCAUCAGUAAGGCAUGUGGUAAUUUGUUUGGGUUAUUACAAGGGACGUCUGCUGAAACAUCAGGUAAGAACCAUUUAUUUUUAUGUCAGGUAAAUUGAUUACAACCUUAAAUCUAAUUGAUAUGUACUAUUUCCUCUUAUGUCAGGUUAAUUGAUGCACAACCUUAUAUCUAAAUAGUUUACUAUUUCUUUUUUUAGUGCAUAUUUAAGUAAUCCAGGAGAUAGAAAUAUGCGUGGGUGCUCUUAACUCUCACAUGGAUAAAUAAUUUUGCUUCUGCCCAUAAAAAUCCUUUUUUUUUCCUAUCAGUUUUGUGAACAGUUGUGUUGCUUACAAAUAACUGGCUUUAUUGAUAAUUUUGUCUUAAAAGGUGGUUUGUUGGUAGCCCUGCCUAGAGAACAGGCUGCUGCUUUCUGUAAAGAUAUUGAGAAACAAGAAGGUUAUCAGUCCUGGAUCAUAGGCAUUGUAGAAAAAGGAAAUAGAACAGCCCGUAUCAUUGAUAAGCCAAGGGUAAUUGAAGUCCCUGCAAAAGAUAGGGAAGGGGAAUUAUGGUAAUUGUCUUGUUUUGUCAAAUGUUUUUCAGUGUCCAUACUCAUUAUUUGAUCUUGUAUUUUAUAUCCACAUUGGUGUUCAUUACAAUUCCUUUUAUGUGCUGUCUUGUGAACACUAUAUCUUGAGACCAAUUGACUGUGCAUUGUUUUAAUACUGUACUGUUACAUAUUAUUAUUAUGUUAGGACUUAUUGUCAUUGCAUAAAUGAAAAUAUGUAUCUUUGAAACUGAAAUUAAAACUAAAAUGUAAGCUGUAUUGAGGGUUUACUUUUAUAGUUUUAAAGGUUGUGAGUGAAGUUUGAAUCUGUGUCCACUUCACCUUAUUAGGCUGCAAGAGGAAAUGUUUUCAACCAAUCAGCUUCCUUGUAAUGUUGUACCAAUAGCAAUAGUUUGGUGUUAACAUCCAUGAUCUUAUUGAUAGGAAUAUAAAUAACCCUGUCUUUUGAGAGUAUUCUCCCCCAUUUUGUUAAGAAGUUUUAUUCAUCAUGAGACAACAGAACUAAUUUUUAAUAAGAUUAUUUUUAUGUUUACAAAACAAAGGAUUCUCAUUUGGUUUUUAAGUACUAAAACCUCUGCACUGCAAAUCAAAUCCCAAAUUGGGGUUAUAUAUUUUUUAAUAUAUGUAAAUGUAUCAUUUCAAAUGUUAUAUUUUGUGGUAGUUGAGGCUAACUAUUUCAUCAUUUUCUGCCUGUAAUGUAUGAGCCUUGAGCAAGCUUGACAACAUUAUUGUGCAGGGAAGCUUCAGAUUUAAGAAGUUCAUUUAAUAUGGUGUACCACUUUCUCUAUGAAGCUGAUAGGUUCUAACCCCUUUAUAGGGAAAAUCUAUUUGUGUGAUAAAAUUGAAAUGAAAGAGGUAGACUUUUGAGUUCUUUGUCUGAAAUUCAUGCUUUUGUGUUUAUCAUAUUGCAUUCUCAUGAGCCACUAUCACAGUCAUGAAUGAAAAUUAAAAAAUAGUUUGAAUUCAAAGAGUUUUUCUUAUGUUUAAAAAAUAUUUUUUUUAUAAGACAGUGCUUACUUUAAAUAAAUACCCUGUUAUUAUUAAUAAGGUAGAUAACUUAUCAAUUUUUUAAGUAAACAUUUCAACGAACCACUAUUUACAGAAAAGUUAUUGGUUGAUUGCCCUUGUCUUUACUCAUUCUGACAAAUAUUCAUCGCUCUUGUUGGCAUUGUGAAACUACAAAAAUAA
Molecule: messenger RNA, 13934 nt
Organism: Lymnaea stagnalis (great pond snail)
Lineage: Eukaryota; Metazoa; Mollusca; Gastropoda; Lymnaeidae
Source: the annotation of a GenBank genome assembly